UUUUAUUACGAAGAUGGGCACGAUAACCUAUACAACGAGAAGGGUACGAAAGCUUAUGAUUCAAUGGAGGGUGUUUUAACUGAGAUAACCCAAUCCUAUUGUGGUUCUUGAAAGAUUAACCUAUCAAAGCAAUUGGAGAAAAUUAAAACCGCCUGAAAAGAUUGCUGUAGAAAAGAUAGCUAAAGUAAUGCUAAUUAAGCCGGAAAAGAAAGAAUACAGAAAGUACAAUGACAGGCAAUGAGAUGACUUUAUUGACAGAAUGAUUGAAAGUGCUCAGGAAAGAGGUCUAGCUACCCUGUUUGCAAGAGAACCUGGGAUCAAACCACGUGUGGCUCAAAGAUGGUGGAAAAUAUACAGAGAAAUGGAAGAAGUGCCUUACAAAAAGUCUUCUAUAAGUUCUGGUCCUCAGUCUUCUUUCAACGACGAUCAAAACGACUUUUUUGAGGAAUCUAGUGGAUAAUGGCCUCC
Molecule: messenger RNA, 468 nt
Organism: Cokeromyces recurvatus
Lineage: Eukaryota; Fungi; Mucoromycota; Mucoromycetes; Mucorales; Mucoraceae
Exons: 1
Coding region: 260-460 (66 amino acids)
Source: RefSeq, a predicted model, not a curated record